Lepus europaeus (European hare) is the source of this 3464-nucleotide messenger RNA. It is a transcript of the gene RBM39, whose product is annotated as RNA binding motif protein 39. Gene Ontology annotation, cellular component: nucleus. The coding region runs from base 478 to 2061 and encodes 527 amino acids. The record is from RefSeq and is a predicted model, not a curated record. Lineage: Eukaryota; Metazoa; Chordata; Mammalia; Lagomorpha; Leporidae. The transcript is spliced from 19 exons. Gene Ontology annotation, molecular function: RNA binding. Gene Ontology annotation, biological process: mRNA processing.
UGUGUGUUGGUGAAUGUGAGUACGGGGAAGCAGCAGCCGCCAUUUCAGGGAGCUUGCCGACGCUGUCGCAGGGGUGGAUCCUGAGCUGCCGAGGCCGCCGUCCUGCUCUCCCUCGCGGGCUCCUCUAAUCCCAUUGUUUCUUUUAGAUUCGCUCGGGCCUAGCCGCCCUUGGAGCCCGAUAUUCGGGCUGGGCGGUACCGCGGCCUGGGCCUAGGGGCUUAAAGUAGCAGCAGCGGCGGCGGCAGCAUCACAAGCAGCAGCAGCCCCUUCCCGAAUACGAGCAGCACAGGCGCCCGAAAGCCCGCACAGGUGUUUAGAGAAAAUGGCAGACGAUAUUGAUAUUGAAGCAAUGCUUGAGGCUCCGUACAAGAAGACUUGCCUAACGAUAUCUCACCUCUACUCCCAUGAAUUCACCUUUGAUUCCAGUGUGAACUGUCAAUCAUAAGGAUGAGAACAAGUUGAGCAGUGCUAACGGCCAUGAAGAACGUAGCAAAAAACAAAGUUUCUGCCUCCUUGGAAAGCUCUACAUCUCCUUGUGAUUGGAGUGUGGGUUUCAAGAUUCCAGAAGGUGGGAAAAAAAGCAAGAGCAGGAGUCGUAGUCAUGAACGGAAGAGAAGCAAAAGUAAGGAACGGAAGAGAAGCAGAGAUAGAGAAAGGAAAAAGAGCAAAAGCCGUGAAAGGAAGCGAAGUAGAAGCAAAGAAAGGAGAAGGAGCCGAUCAAGAAGUCGAGAUCGCAGAUUCCGAGGCCGCUACAGAAGCCCUUACUCCGGACCAAAAUUUAACAGUGCCAUCCGAGGAAAGAUUGGGUUGCCUCAUAGCAUCAAAUUAAGCAGACGACGUUCUCGAAGCAAAAGUCCAUUCAGAAAAGACAAGAGCCCUGUGAGAGAGCCUAUUGAUAAUCUAACUCCUGAGGAAAGAGAUGCACGGACAGUUUUCUGCAUGCAAUUAGCAGCAAGAAUUCGACCACGGGAUUUGGAAGAAUUCUUCUCCACAGUAGGAAAGGUUCGAGAUGUGAGAAUGAUUUCUGAUAGAAAUUCAAGACGUUCCAAAGGAAUUGCUUAUGUGGAGUUUGUGGAUGUGAGCUCAGUGCCUCUAGCAAUAGGAUUAACUGGUCAACGAGUUUUAGGAGUGCCAAUCAUAGUACAGGCCUCACAGGCAGAAAAGAACAGAGCUGCAGCAAUGGCAAACAAUUUACAAAAGGGAAGUGCUGGACCUAUGAGACUUUAUGUGGGCUCCCUGCACUUUAACAUAACAGAAGACAUGCUUAGGGGGAUCUUUGAGCCCUUUGGAAGGAUUGAAAGUAUACAGCUCAUGAUGGAUAGUGAAACAGGUCGAUCAAAGGGAUAUGGAUUUAUUACAUUUUCUGACUCAGAAUGUGCCAAAAAGGCUUUGGAACAACUUAAUGGAUUUGAGCUAGCAGGAAGACCAAUGAAAGUAGGCCAUGUUACUGAGCGUACUGAUGCUUCCAGUGCUAGUUCAUUUUUGGACAGUGAUGAACUGGAAAGGACUGGAAUUGACUUGGGAACAACUGGUCGUCUCCAAUUAAUGGCAAGACUUGCAGAGGGUACAGGUUUGCAGAUUCCACCAGCAGCACAGCAAGCUCUGCAAAUGAGUGGCUCUUUGGCAUUUGGUGCUGUGGCAGAAUUCUCUUUUGUUAUAGAUUUGCAAACAAGACUUUCCCAACAGACUGAAGCCUCAGCUUUAGCUGCUGCAGCCUCUGUUCAACCACUUGCAACACAGUGUUUCCAACUCUCUAACAUGUUUAACCCGCAAACAGAAGAAGAAGUUGGAUGGGAUACAGAGAUUAAGGAUGAUGUGAUUGAAGAAUGUAAUAAACAUGGAGGAGUGAUUCAUAUUUAUGUUGACAAGAAUUCAGCUCAGGGCAAUGUGUAUGUGAAAUGCCCAUCAAUUGCUGCAGCUAUUGCUGCUGUGAAUGCAUUACAUGGCAGAUGGUUUGCUGGUAAAAUGAUAACAGCAGCAUAUGUACCUCUUCCAACUUACCACAACCUCUUUCCUGAUUCUAUGACAGCAACACAACUACUGGUUCCGAGUAGACGAUGAAGGAAGAUAUAGUCCCUAUGUACAUAGCUUUUUUUUCUUUCUUGAGAAUUCAUCUUGAGUUAUCUUUUAUUUAGAUAAAAAUAAAGAGGCAAGGGUCUACUGUCAUUUGUAUACAAUUCCUGUUACCUUGGACAAAAUAAAAAUGUAAACAGGAAUGAAGUGUGCUCAUUCUCCCUAACUAGCAAAUCCCACUGUAUACAAAGCUGUUCUUGUUCUGCCUUUUAAAAUGUUUGUGUAGAAAAUUACAUUAAAGGUCUAUAGGAAUAGCUCUAGGGGAACAAGUGUGCUUUCUGUAUAAAGGCAGAGAGAUGAAAUGUUUUUAAUGUUUCAAAAGCCUAACUUUUUACACAACAGUACAUUUCACAUUUCACUAAUGUUGCUACUUGGUUCAUGAUUUAGCAGAGGUUUUUGGAAUACACAUUUAUUGUGUGGAAAUUGAAGACAGCUAAAGGGCUGUUCGGAUAACAUCUCAUCUUGCAUUCUGAUCAUUUGGCAAGAAAGGGAGAUUUCAAAAUUAUAUUUCUUGAUGGUAUCUUUUCAAUUAAUGUAUCUGUAAAAGUUUCUUUGUAAAUAUUAUGUGUUCUGGUGUGUCUUUAAGAUUCCAAACAAAAUGAUCCCUGCAUUUCCUGAAGAUGUUUGGUGACUGUCUGGUAAACAAAGCAAUCUGAGUGAGAAAUAGGAAAUGCAGAAAUAGGUUUUGUCUGGUUGCAUAUAAUCUUUGCUCUUUUUAAGCUCUGUGAGCUCUGAAAUAUAUUUUUGGGUUACUUCAGUGUGUUUGACAAGACAGCUUGAUAUUUCUAUCAAACAAAUGACUUUCAUAUUGCAACAAUCUUUGUAAGAACCACUCAAAUAAAAUUCUCUUAAAAAGGCCACAGGAAAUCUUCAUUUUUCAAAUGUUUUAAAGUCAUAAUAACUUGAGGAUAUUACGCUUGGGCAGUAAAUCAGUAGUUGCCCUUUGGGGAAACAUUGUUAGCAAUAUUGGGAAAUUCUUGCCCUUAAGCUGUUCAUGUUAAUUCCUUACAUACUUCGCAAUGUACCUUUUAAGGUAGUGUAUUCAAAACUGGCAAGUUUACUGGAAAGACAACAAAUUUGCCAUUCAUUCGUUGUGGUCUGACCAAUCUUUGUCAAAUAAAUGUUUGACUAUUUAUAAAUGCAAAAUGGUUUAUGUCCAAACUGGUUUCCCAACUUGAUUUAUCUGCUUUAUUACUAUUUAAGGGCUCUUCAAAAAAUUAAGGGAAGUGUUUUCAGAAAAAUUGCAUGGAAAUUUUUAUGACAUUCAAUUAACACACUAUGUCCCAUUGACCUGUCAUAGCAUCCCAUUAAGACAAAUUGAGCAAUAAAUGUACUGCUAGACUACAUUGUUUUUUUGGACAGUGGCUUCACUCUUUCAAUGUUUGUUUUUA